CUUCGUCACUCACAGCUAAUGGAUGUCUUUACCCAGUAUGCCUACAAUGACAGUUUCUAUGACAAUGGAACAUGGAGCUUCAACAAAACCGAUCAAGAGCAGAAGCACCCUUACAACUACUAUGCCAUGCUGCUCACUCUGCUCAUCUUCGUCAUCGUCUUUGGCAACGUGCUGGUGUGCAUCGCUGUGUCCAGAGAGAAGGCUCUGCAGACCACCACCAACUACCUGAUUGUCAGCCUGGCUGUGGCUGACCUUCUGGUGGCCACACUGGUUAUGCCCUGGGUUGUGUACUUGGAGGUAGUAGGAGAGUGGCGCUUUAGCAAGAUCCACUGCGACAUCUUUGUCACUCUGGAUGUGAUGAUGUGUACAGCCAGCAUCCUCAAUCUCUGUGCCAUCAGCAUUGAUCGUUACACAGCGGUUGCAAUGCCGAUGCUGUACAAUACUCGCUACAGUUCCAGGAGACGGGUCACAGUAAUGAUCUCUGUGGUCUGGGUACUAUCUUUUGCCAUAUCAUGUCCCCUGUUGUUUGGCCUAAAUAACACAGCUACUCGUGAUGAGUCUCUCUGUGUGAUCGCCAAUCCGGCCUUUGUGGUAUACUCUUCAAUCGUGUCCUUCUAUGUUCCCUUCAUCAUCACCCUGCUGGUUUAUGUGCAAAUCUAUGUGGUCCUUAGGAAGCGCAGAAAACGUGUAAACACAAAACCAAAGCAGCGUGUCUGUCAGGCUGCUGACCCUGAUGGAGCCACUUCGCUGAAGGAUAAGUGCACUCAUCCAGAGGAUGUGAGGUUGUGCACCAUGAUUGUUAAAUCUAAUGGGAGUUUUCCUGUCAACAAAAAGAAAGUGAUUUUCAUCAAAGAUGGAGUCAAUGAGGGGGAAGAUCUGGAGCUGGAUGAGCUGAACAACAGUGGCAGCAGCCAGAAACAGAAGCAGCAGCCACAGUGUGCGCUUGGAGACACUCCAGCCACGAGCCACCAGCUACUGAUGCCCAACAAGGCUAAUGCUAGCCCCACCUCCUCGCCUCCCACUCCCCCUGAGGAGGGCCAGAAAGCAGAAAAGAAUGGAGAUCCUACCAAGGAGGGCGAUCCAGCACCUGUUGUGGCCAAAGCCUUCCAGACACAGGCCUUACCUAAUGGCAAGACCCAGACCUCUGUGAAGACCAUGAGCAAGAGGAAGAUCUCCCAGCAGAAGGAGAAGAAGGCCACUCAGAUGUUAGCCAUCGUUCUUGGUGUAUUCAUCAUAUGUUGGCUGCCGUUUUUCAUUACACAUAUCUUGAACACCCACUGCACAAAAUGCAAGGUUCCUGCUGAGAUGUAUAAUGCUUUUACAUGGUUGGGCUACGUGAAUAGUGCUGUAAAUCCCAUCAUAUACACCACCUUUAAUGUCGAGUUCAGAAAGGCAUUCAUUAAGAUCUUGCACUGCUAA
This is a messenger RNA of Seriola dumerili (greater amberjack), 1419 nucleotides long. It is a transcript of the gene drd2a, whose product is annotated as dopamine receptor D2. Bases 19 to 1419 code for a protein of 466 amino acids. The transcript is spliced from 7 exons. Gene Ontology annotation, biological process: adenylate cyclase-activating adrenergic receptor signaling pathway; adenylate cyclase-inhibiting dopamine receptor signaling pathway. Gene Ontology annotation, molecular function: dopamine neurotransmitter receptor activity, coupled via Gi/Go; G protein-coupled receptor activity. NCBI's taxonomy places the organism in Eukaryota, Metazoa, Chordata, Actinopteri, Carangiformes, Carangidae. The record is from RefSeq and is a predicted model, not a curated record. Gene Ontology annotation, cellular component: presynaptic membrane; glutamatergic synapse.